Molecule: messenger RNA, 947 nt
Organism: Drosophila simulans
Lineage: Eukaryota; Metazoa; Arthropoda; Insecta; Diptera; Drosophilidae
Product: heparan sulfate 2-O-sulfotransferase pipe
Exons: 3
Cellular component (GO): membrane
Molecular function (GO): sulfotransferase activity
Source: RefSeq, a predicted model, not a curated record
AAAUCGCAGCUUGCUUCGCUGAGCAGUGAAAAGCUGAACAACACACGGCACUCCAGGCUGGAGGUGAUCUUCUUCAAUCGUGGAGCCAAAGUGGGAAGUGAAGCUCUGAUGGAACUCACCCAGACCAUGGCUCCCCACAAUAACAUGACAGUGGUUACCAAAGGACCAAUGGAUAUUAAGUCCCGCACCCGGUCUCCUAAAGAGCAAAUGAUACAGGCUAUUUGGGUGACCGAGUUGGAGCCAGGGACCAUAUACAUAGAGCAUUGCAAUUGGUUGGAUUUCCGCAGAUAUCAGCUACCAAGACCCAUCUACAUCAACUUGGUUCGCGAUCCCGUGGAGCGGAUGAUCAGUUGGUAUUACUACGUUCGUAGUGCAUAUCGCAAUGCCAUCCACCAUCGACGAUUUCCCAACGCAACAAUUAAAUCGGAGAAGUGGUUCAAAAAGAGCUACAACGAUUGUGUUCGCAGUGGUGACCCCGAGUGUCAGUACGUGCCUGGAAGCAUUAGAGAUUCGGAGGGUAAUUAUAAAAGACAAACCCUGUUCUUCUGCGGUCACGACAGGGAGUGUCUACCCUUCGACUCUCAACGCGCCAUUCAACUAGCCAAAUUGCAUGUGGAGCGCGAUUAUGCAGUCGUAGGAACUUGGGAGGAGACUAACAUAACUCUGACGGUAUUCGAAGCCUACAUACCGCGGUUCUUCAAGGGAGUCAGGAAUAUCUUUGAGUUGCACAGCAAAAGCAUCCGAAAUCGGAAUCGCAAUAAUCGCAAACCCCACAUAGAUGCGGAUGUCAGGGAGAUGGUAAGACGAAACUUUACCAACGAAUAUGAGUUCUACUACUUCUGCAAGCAGCGUUUGUAUAAGCAAUAUUUGGCCCUUCAAUUCGAGAAUAAUCUUCACUAAAUGGUCUUGAUUACAAUAAACCAAAUAAAGAAAGUGAACAUAGUUAA